Messenger RNA from Triticum aestivum (bread wheat), 993 nucleotides. RefSeq lists its product as uncharacterized. Bases 79 to 594 code for a protein of 171 amino acids. The record is from RefSeq and is a predicted model, not a curated record. The transcript has a single exon. Lineage: Eukaryota; Viridiplantae; Streptophyta; Magnoliopsida; Poales; Poaceae.
GCUUGCUAUAAAUGCGCACGUCAAACGGAACCCCCUGGCAAGUUCGCGGACAUCCUAAUUCCUAGACACCUCCCGGCGAUGUACUCCUGCGACGGCCGAGACCGCUCGGCCACGGCGGCGCGUAUCAUGGAGUCCAGCGCCAAGUACCAGCCAUGCAACACGGCGGCGACGCGGACGGCCGGCGGCCAGGUCCCCGCGGACGCGCAGCAGCAGCAGCCGUCGCCGCGGCGCGCCAGGAGGAAGCACUCGGCGUCGGCGUCGCGCCGGUCGUCAACCACCGUGGUGGCCACCGACGUGUCCAACUUCCGCGCCAUGGUGCAGGAGCUCACCGGCUUCCCGCCGGCCGCCAUCUUCAGGCCACUGCCGCGCCGGGCCCACGCCGCCGGCCGCUCCCUGGCCGCCGCCGCCGCGCAUGGGUGCGGCGGUGCGCUGCAGGGCCACCGUUCGGACGCGGCAACUGUCGCCGGCAGCGUCCCGGCAGUGGUGCAGCCGCUGGCGCACCCGCCGCAGUGCGCGCCGCCGGGCGUGUUUGACGGGCUGCCCGACCUCGGGUCGCCGGAGUUCGACACGUGGCCCGACUUGUCCUUCGAAUGACAAUACAGCAGUCCUGGUCGGUAGAUUGUUAUAAUCAAGGGUGACUUGGUAAUUUCCUCCUGCCCAUGCUUAUGUUUGCGUUUGGCAAGUCCUUUUCAAAAAACAAAAGGACGUCAUUUGUACAGCACACAAGUUUAUACAUGGCUAAAGUAAUGAAGGGCUUAGCUUUUUCAUCUGAAGAAAUACAUUCCGGAUUUUUGCUAUAUCUGACAAACAUCAAGGAAUACAUUCCGUAGUAUCCAAAGACUUUCAACCCCAUCUUCUUAGCCCACCGACAUGAACAACUCCGUCUACCUCAUCACCAGAGAAAUUGUAGUCAGAAAGAAGCGGUUGCAAAGACCGAAUCAAAAUCCUAGAAACAACACACACCAUUAUGGGCUACAUGAGCCACAACAAAAU